GUCACGUCGGAAGGGUGCCCGGGCGAGCGCUGGCCAACGGAGCCGGGCGAGCCAGCCCCUUGCCUGGCUGAUUGGGCGGGCGGCACACUGACGCGCACUGACGCUCGCCGGCUGGAGGCGCAUCUUGGCGGAGCACCGCCGAGCCCACAUAAACAAAGGCACAUUGCGCCCAAGGGCCAGUCCGUCCGCCAGACGCCUGGCGCUGCGCUCCCACCGCCCAGCACCCCGCGCAGCCUGUGCCCGCCUGCCAAGAGCCAGCCCGCCCGCCAGCCCGCCCGCCCGCUCGCCUGCCCACCGGCGGGCAAGCAGCUGCCGCCUGUGCCGGGGCUCUCUCGGCCGGUCUCCUCGCCCGUCCCCGCCACCGCCGCUGCAGCCAACAGUUGAAUGAAUGAAUGAGACGGACCCCGCUCCCAAAGACCUGCCCGGGCAGCCUGGAGUCCGCCCCGCCUUGCUAAAGUCUCGGCCGCCGGUCCGUCCGCCGAACCCCGACGCUGUCCGCCUUUACUCCCCCCGAAAACGCCUCUCACGCGGCUGAAGGUGGCCAUGCCCUGCGUCCAGGCUCAGUACGGGUCCUCGCCGCAAGGAGCCAGCCCGGCCACGCAGAGCUACGCCUACCACCACUCGACGGCCGCCGGCGAGUACAGCUCCGAUUUCCUGACGCCCGAGUUCGUCAAGUUCAGCAUGGACCUCACCAACACCGAGAUCUCGGCCACCACCUCGCUGCCCAGCUUCAGCACCUUCAUGGACAGCUACGGCGCCGCCGCAGCCGCCGCCGCCGGCUACGACGUCAAGCCGCCCUGCCUCUACCAGAUGCCCGCGCAGCCCCCGCCGCCCCCGCCGCCGCCGCCCCCCGCGCCCUCCAUCAAGGUCGAGGACCUGCCCCUGCACGGCCACGGCUACCAGCAGCCGCCGCCCCCCGGCACGGCCGCCUCCUCCGCGCCCCCGGCCCCCGACGAGCUGGCCGUCUACUACAAGCCUUGCGCCUCGCCGCCCGCCCCCACCGCCGGUUUCGGGCCGAGCCAGAGCGUCUGGGACGAGGCCGGACCCCUGCACGGCUUCCACCACCACCACCAUCACCAUCAUCACCCCCACCAGGGGGGCUACGGCGGGGCCGCCGGGCCUGGCGGCGGGGGCGGCCGAGGGGUCCCCAAGGGCGGACCGGCCGCCGUGCCGCGCCUCUCGCUCUUCUCCUUCAAGCAGUCGCCGCCCGGCACGCCGGUGGGCAGCUGCCAGAUGCGCUUCGAUGGGCCCCUGCACGGCCUGCCGCUCAACGGGGAGCCGCCGGGCCACGGGCACCACCAUCACCACCACCACCACCCCCCGCACGACGGCCAGCCCUUCGCCCUGCCCAACCCCAUCCGCAAGCAGGCCGCCGCCGCCGCCGCAGCCGCCGCUGCCGCCGCCGCCGUGGGCUUCCCGGGCCUGCAGAUCGGGCACGCCUCGCAGCUGCUGGACGCCCAGGUGCCCUCGCCGCCCUCGCGGGGCUCGCCGUCCAACGAGGGCCUCUGCGCCGUCUGCGGGGACAACGCCGCCUGCCAGCACUACGGCGUGCGCACCUGCGAGGGCUGCAAAGGGUUCUUCAAGCGCACCGUCCAGAAAAACGCCAAGUACGUUUGCCUCGCCAACAAGAACUGCCCCGUGGAUAAGCGACGCCGGAAUCGGUGUCAGUACUGUCGCUUUCAGAAGUGCCUCGCCGUCGGCAUGGUCAAAGAAGUGGUUCGCACGGACAGCUUAAAAGGCCGCCGGGGUCGCCUGCCCUCGAAACCGAAGAGCCCCCAGGAGCCCUCCCCCCCGUCGCCCCCGGUGAGUCUGAUCAGUGCCCUGGUGCGAGCUCAUGUCGACUCCAACCCGGCUAUGACCAGCCUGGACUAUUCCAGGUUCCAGGCGAACCCGGACUACCAGAUGACCGGCGACGACACGCAGCACAUCCAGCAGUUCUACGAUCUCUUGACCGGCUCCAUGGAGAUCAUCCGGGGCUGGGCCGAGAAGAUCCCCGGCUUCCUCGAUCUCCUCAAGCAGGACCAGGACCUGCUCUUUGAGUCGGCGUUCCUGGAGCUGUUCGUCCUGCGGCUGGCCUACAGGUCCAAUCCGGUGGAAGGCAAGCUGAUCUUCUGCAACGGCGUGGUCUUGCACCGGCUGCAGUGCGUCCGCGGCUUCGGCGAGUGGAUCGACUCCAUCGUGGACUUCUCCUCCAACUUGCAGAACAUGAACAUCGACAUCUCCGCCUUCUCCUGCAUCGCAGCCCUGGCCAUGGUGACAGAGCGGCACGGCCUGAAGGAGCCCAAGCGGGUGGAGGAGCUGCAGACCAAGAUCGUCAACUGCCUCAAGGACCACGUGGCGUUCAACAACGCCGGCCUGCACAGGCCCAACUACUUGUCCAAGCUGCUGGGCAAGCUGCCCGAACUGCGCACGCUCUGCACGCAGGGCCUGCAGCGCAUCUUCUACCUGAAGCUGGAGGACCUGGUGCCGCCGCCCGCCAUCAUCGACAAGCUCUUUCUGGACACGUUGCCUUUCUAGCCACGGACCGCGGAGCGGGAGGCCGGAGAGCAAAGAGAGGGGAGCAGAGACUCUGUUUGGCUUCCAGUCACAGUUGACGGACUUUGCGACAGCAGGCUGCCCACAGGGGGGACUGCGCGCGCACUUCCCCCCUCCAGGUUGCAAGCCCAGGGGGGCUGCUACAAAGGAGGUCCCGGGGGCCUGCAGAGCCGGGACUGGGCGUGGUGGGGGAGUCGAGGCCCUCCCGGAGGCCGUUCCUCGGAUUGCACCCUGAUCCCAAAUGGUACCGAGCAUUUCCUUCUCGCCUUCCCAGUCUCCUCUCUGUCUAGCUCCUAAAGUCCUUGGCCUCUUGGGCGGACAGACCAAACCAGACCAAACCCAAGGACUUGAGGUCAGAGCGCCCAGCGGGUCUGGCAAGGAGGGGGGAGGGGGGAGGGGAGGGCGGGGG
Sphaerodactylus townsendi is the source of this 2944-nucleotide messenger RNA. It is a transcript of the gene NR4A2, whose product is annotated as nuclear receptor subfamily 4 group A member 2. Gene Ontology annotation, molecular function: nuclear receptor activity; zinc ion binding; RNA polymerase II cis-regulatory region sequence-specific DNA binding. The transcript has 8 exons. Gene Ontology annotation, cellular component: nucleus; transcription regulator complex. Gene Ontology annotation, biological process: central nervous system neuron differentiation; regulation of transcription by RNA polymerase II; cellular response to corticotropin-releasing hormone stimulus. The record is from RefSeq and is a predicted model, not a curated record. The coding region runs from base 544 to 2517 and encodes 657 amino acids. Lineage: Eukaryota; Metazoa; Chordata; Lepidosauria; Squamata; Sphaerodactylidae.